CGUCACUCUGCAGCGAUGGGCAGUCGGACGAGCGCUGAGAAAAUGAGCUCCAUUCCCCUAUCACGGUCGGAGGUGUUUGGGGAGCUGAGGAAGGAUCUGCACGAUGAUCAAGAGUUCCGGCAAUCCGACACACAUAUAUUUAUCAUCAUGGGAGCUUCGGGAGAUCUGGCCAAGAAGAAAAUCUACCCAACUUUGUGGUGGCUGUUCAGGGACGGCCUCCUCCCAGAAAAUACAUUUUUUGUUGGCUUUGCUCGGUCCGACCUGACUGUUGAUGCUAUCAGGACUUCCUGCAUGCCAUAUCUCAAGGUGACAGACUCUGAAGCAGAUCGGUUGUCUGUCUUCUUCAGCAGGAACUCGUACAUAAGUGGAAAUUACGCAGAUGGGGAUUCCUUCUCCAACCUCAAUAAACACAUUCUGACUCUGCCCGAAGGAUCUAAGGCAAACCGUCUCUUCUACCUGGCUCUGCCGCCAACGGUCUAUCACAGUGUUACCAAGAACUUAAGGAACCACUGCAUGAGUGAAAAGUCAGUGCACACUUCAUUCCUCAGUUCUUGCAGUGUGCCUGUACAGAGAGGCUGGACCAGAGUAAUUGUAGAGAAGCCAUUUGGACGAGACCUUCAGAGCUCUGAGGAGCUGUCUGCUCACCUCUCUUCCCUCUUCACUGAAGACCAGAUCUAUCGUAUUGAUCACUACCUUGGCAAAGAAAUGGUGCAGAAUCUUAUGGUGCUCAGGUUUGGAAACCGCAUCUUUGGACCAAUCUGGAACCGGGACAGUGUGGCAUGUGUGGUUCUCACAUUUAAAGAACCAUUUGGCACUCAGGGAAGAGGAGGCUACUUUGAUGACUUUGGAAUCAUCCGAGACGUCAUGCAGAACCAUUUGCUCCAGUUGCUGUGUCUGGUUGCCAUGGAGAAACCAGCCUCCACUAGCUCGGAUGAUGUCAGGGAUGAAAAGGUCAAAGUGCUGAAAUGCAUCAAUCCAGUGUUAAUGUCAGAUGUGGUGCUGGGCCAGUAUGUGGGAGACCAAGAGGGUGAAGGAGAUGCCAAAUUGGGUUAUCUUGAUGAUGCCACGGUUCCUGAAGGAUCUACUCAGGCCACAUUUGCCACUGCUGUGCUUUAUGUGCACAAUGAGCGCUGGGAUGGCGUUCCUUUCAUCCUCCGCUGCGGAAAAGCUCUGAAUGAGAGAAAGGCUGAGGUGCGGCUGCAAUUCACAGAUGUCCCUGGGGACAUAUUUGGAAAUCAGUGUCACCGCAAUGAACUGGUGGUCCGUGUGCAACCUAAUGAAGCAGUCUAUGCCAAGAUGAUGAGCAAGAAGCCUGGUGUGUACUUCUGCCCUGAGGAAACUGAGCUGGACCUCACCUACAAGAGCAGAUAUAAGGAUGUGAAGCUCCCAGAUGCUUACGAACGUCUCAUUUUGGAUGUCUUCUGUGGAAGCCAGAUGCACUUUGUACGCAGUGAUGAACUGAAAGAGGCCUGGAGGAUCUUCACACCUCUCCUUCACCAAAUAGACAAAGAGAAGCCAAAGCCGAUUCCGUACAAAUAUGGAAGUCGGGGCCCAGCAGAAGCUGACGAGCUUGUAAAGAGAGUUGGAUUCCGCUAUGCAGGCACUUACAAAUGGGUCAACCCCAACAAACUUUGAGUUGUAGUGAGUGGAGGGAGGAAUACAGGUAGGUAAUAUAGUUUAUGGGGUGCCGCCGGAUAAGCAGUGUCCCAGUAGUGAUCUACUCAGGUAAAGAGGUUAUUUUUUCUGAGUUACUUCAGAUGCUCAGGUGUUGAAAUAAACCAAGCGGACAUGAGUUGAUUGAACCUUGUAUUUGGAUGACCUUUUUAUAAUUUAUUCAUUUGUGGGGACCAGUCAGUUUAAUUAAGGAGCAAAUCAAAUCAAAGCAUUUUUUUACCUUUUGAUGAGGUUCCACAUGCUCAUUUAUCAGUUGUCAAGUGCUGUACCAAAGUUGUACACAAGCAAACAUUACCAUUGUAAUUGUAAUACUAUAAUGCUUUGACUACAAUGUAUUCUACAUAUUCAGUGGAACUUGUAUUGUUUCUUGCCUUUUCUGCCUGGGACCAAGCACAUUGUAGCUGUUGUAAAUAAACAACACUUGAGUUUAAGACAGGCAGUUUCAGCAUUUGUAUUGUAAUAGUCUUAAGUGUCCUCAAGGAUAAGAAAAUCCAGACUUUUUUAGUUCCCUCCCUCUGACUCAUUCCCUUUUUGUUUAAAUUUUUACAGGUUUAUUCAAGUUAAAGUUCAUUCCAUAUCUGAGAAAUAAAAAGACAUCAGGUCUAGACAUGUCAGCACUGAAUGCCUUUGUAAUGACCAAUUGUGUACUGCUGUUAUCCACAUGUACAUGUAAUAAACUACUUAUGUAUACUUUA
This is a messenger RNA of Nerophis lumbriciformis (worm pipefish), 2369 nucleotides long. RefSeq names its product glucose-6-phosphate 1-dehydrogenase. Gene Ontology annotation, cellular component: cytosol. The record is from RefSeq and is a predicted model, not a curated record. Gene Ontology annotation, molecular function: glucose-6-phosphate dehydrogenase activity; NADP binding. Gene Ontology annotation, biological process: pentose-phosphate shunt, oxidative branch; glucose metabolic process. NCBI's taxonomy places the organism in Eukaryota, Metazoa, Chordata, Actinopteri, Syngnathiformes, Syngnathidae.